This is a messenger RNA of Cynara cardunculus var. scolymus (artichoke), 1641 nucleotides long. Its product is annotated as polyadenylate-binding protein RBP45-like. The coding region runs from base 110 to 1369 and encodes 419 amino acids. NCBI's taxonomy places the organism in Eukaryota, Viridiplantae, Streptophyta, Magnoliopsida, Asterales, Asteraceae. Gene Ontology annotation, molecular function: mRNA binding. The record is from RefSeq and is a predicted model, not a curated record. Gene Ontology annotation, cellular component: cytosol. The transcript has 7 exons.
GCCAUCCGUCUAGGGUUCUUAUCAUCCUCACCCUCACCCUCUCCCUCUUACUUCAAUCUUACCAACCCCUCCCUUUAUUUUAUUAGGGUUUUUAUCCAUCUUCCACAACAUGAUGCAACCAGGCAACGGUAUGCCACCACCUCCAAUGGCUCCGAUGCAGCCGCCACCACAACAGUACCAACAAGCGCCACCGCAGCAGCAGUGGAUGAUGCCUCCACCUCCUCAACAACAGCAUCAACAACCACUGCCGCCCCAUAUGUGGCCCCAACAACAGCCACCGCCUCCACAGCAACAGAUGAUGCAACCAACUCAGCAGCAGCAGCAGCAGUAUGCUGCUGCUCCUAGCACUACCGAUGAGAUUCGCUCGCUUUGGAUCGGGGACUUGCAGUAUUGGAUGGAUGAGACCUAUGUUACCAAUUGUUUCUACAACACUGGAGAGGUUCUUUCAGUGAAAAUUAUUCGAAACAAGCAAACUGGACAACCUGAGGGUUACGGUUUUAUUGAGUUCAGGAGUCGUACUGGUGCAGAAAAUGCUCUACAGACCUACAAUGGAACACUGAUGCCAUCUACUGAGCAGAAUUUUCGCCUCAACUGGGCUACCCUUGGUGCAGGGGAGAGACGCAAUGAUGAUACCCCUGACUACACAAUAUUUGUUGGUGAUUUGGCCGCAGAUGUUUCAGAUUACAUACUGCAGGAGACAUUCAAAGCUGUUUAUCCAUCCAUCAAGGGAGCGAAAGUUGUCACUGACAGAACAACUGGACGUUCUAAAGGCUAUGGUUUUGUUAGAUUUGGAGAUGAGAGUGAGCAAGUUCGUGCCAUGUCUGAAAUGAAUGGAGUUUUAUGUUCAUCUAGGCCAAUGCGGAUUGGUCCUGCGGCUACCAAGAGUGGUGCAGCAGGUGGGAUGCAGAAAGCUCCCUACCAAAAUGCUCAAGGAAGUCAGGGAGAGAGUGAUCCAAACAAUACAACUAUAUUUGUUGGUGGGUUGGAUCCCAGCGUCUCUGAUGAAGCCUUGAGGCAGGUGUUUGGACAGUUCGGUGAGCUAAUUCAUGUCAAGAUUCCAGUGGGUAAACGAUGUGGGUUUGUUCAGUUUGCUAACAGAGCAUGUGCAGAGCAAGCGUUAUCAAUCCUAAAUGGUACUGAAUUAGGAGGCCAAAAUAUUCGCCUUUCGUGGGGACGUAGUCCGUCGAGCAAACAGGGACAGACAGAUCAAGCCCAGUAUGGCGGCGGCGGCGGUGGUGGUGCAUAUUAUGGGUAUGCACAAGGAUACGAAGCGUAUGGGUAUGCUCCACCACCUCAAGAUCCAAAUGCGUAUUACGGCGUGUAUGCAGGAGCAGCUGGAUAUGGUGGUUACCAACAACCACAGCAGUGAUGAUGUGGAAGUAGCAGAAGAUGUGUUUACACUUGUGAGGUGUGAGAAGUGUUGGGUGUGUAGUAAGUAGAGUAUUAAUGGAAGUGGAGUUUGAUGAUAUGCCAAGGGAAAGCACCUAGUUCGAGUUCGAGUUCUAGUGUCGAUGUUACUUGACAUUAUCCUUUUGUUUUUUUUUAAUGAUGUUUCGGUUGUGGAUCUCAUCUAUUAUCUAACUGUCGCUGUGGGUUGAGAAUAUUGAAUUUCUGAUUUCAAAAUCUUUGUUAGUUGCAUUA